This is a messenger RNA of Cynoglossus semilaevis (tongue sole), 3887 nucleotides long. RefSeq lists its product as uncharacterized. Lineage: Eukaryota; Metazoa; Chordata; Actinopteri; Pleuronectiformes; Cynoglossidae. Gene Ontology annotation, cellular component: protein-containing complex. The transcript has 5 exons. The coding region runs from base 118 to 3348 and encodes 1076 amino acids. The record is from RefSeq and is a predicted model, not a curated record.
UUCGCGCCAUACAAAAAUGAUUUGACUUUACUAAGCAGUUCAUUUAGUCCAGUAUUUUGUCCGGUUUUGUAUGGUGCGUUAGCGCUUGGAAUAAAUUAAGAUACGAGAGAAGAUAAAAUGGACACCGUGACACAUGAAGAUGCAAGCAGAGAAGCAACAGAGAUGGUGCCUAGUUCACUAACUUCCUUGAAAAGACCCAAAAUGGAUUUUACAAACAACUACAUGUUUGAAGAGGAGCUGGACAUUUAUGAGCUACAGAAACAGCCCCAAAACACUAACUGCCCACUAUUAAAAUAUGCCAGAAGAGAGAGUGUGGUACUGACAUGCUCAACAGAACCUAGUGAGGUUCAAAAUGAAAAGUCGUGUGACAAACCACAAAAUGCUAUUUUAACAACCCCCUCUGCUUCUGAGGCCAUUGAUUUACAGGCAGACUGUGCAUGUAAAGUCUUUUGUAUCACUGCUGAGAGACCUUUGCUACACCCCGGGAAAGAGGAGCAGGAGUCAGUUACUAAAAGUGACAAACUCAGCUUAUAUUAUCAACAGGAUGCAGAUGAAGCAUUAGCAGAGUCUCACACAAACGAUACCAAUGCCGACACGUCCAUCCGUCCUGAUUGCAAUCGACAGGGGGAAGCUUCAGAAGACAAGCCUCUCGAUGGUUACAGCAUUCCCGCAAGAAUCAACAGAGAUGAGAGACAGGUGAACAUUAAUGUCAGUCAAAUUCAAGUAUUCAACCUUGGUUCAAGUGGUGAAGAGGUCAGAUUUCAGAGUGAUUGCACUCCUAAAAGUGCUCUACAUGAUGCAGGUGUCCAUGGAGCAUGGAGCCAAUUUGCUGAAGUUAAAGGAAGUAAUCAGAAACAGAAAAGAGUUGAUUUUAGCAGCAGAAGCUCUCCUUGCCUGCAGGAUGGGAGCACAUAUCACAUAUGUCCCAGUGAUUACACAGACAUUGAAUCAUUUUAUUCAAACCAUGGUGAGGAGCUGUCUGGCAAUUUGGUCAGCUGUACAACCACAAAUGGAGAAAUACCACAAGUGCAGAAUUGUGAUAAUAUAAAUGUUGUCUGGGACAGAAAUCCAAAUGGCAAAUUAAGCGAUGCUGUGAGCAAAGAGUCUGAUAAAACAACAAUUUUCCCUGAUGUGGAAUUCGCCUGUAACAUUGCAGCUGAAAAUGUGAAUGUUACAGUUUAUGACUUUAGUGCAUCAAAAGAAGAAAGCGCCGCUGGCAAGAUAACCACAGCUAUGAUUAAACGCACUGAUCACACUACAGAGACUUUAGUGCCUACAAGAAUCAGAGAGGAGCCCACUGAAGGACAUAAUUAUCCAGGCCCUUUCAGUGUAAUUGACCCUGAAGUCUGGAGUGAAGCUGACAUGGAUGGUAAAGAGGGUCGUAGCUCAGUGUUGAGAACUGCACCUAUAUCAGUAAAAGAAUGUCUUUAUGAAACUGAAAAGGUUUCAGUGGGCGACCAGCACAGUCAGUCUUAUUAUGAAAGUGAAUCAGAACAAUGCAAGGAGAACAACUUUAGUCACCUGGGGGCAAAACCACAGGCUAUUUCUGUGACCACUGAUAAAGCAUCUCUUACAUAUGAGACUGAAAACAGCCAUGUUAGACUGGACCACCAGAGAAAAUUAAUGGAAAAGAAAAAUCUUUCCAUUUGUGGUUCUGUAAGACAAAUUAAAACCGAGGAAUUUUGCAAUUUUGUAAUCAAAGCAAUGUCCGGAGAAGAAAAGGAACAGACUGAACACGAACUAAAGGUAAACGUGGGAUCAACUUCAGACUUCACAAAUGCCUGCAAAACAGGAGCCAUGUCUGAAAAUGAUAUUGACUUGACAAUUGAAGAAGAUGAGGAAAAAGUCAAAGAAAAGGAAGCAGAAGAAGCGAUGUUUGUCCAAGAAUGUAAAACUAAUGUACAAGAAAAUCCAGAGAUUUUGGUGAAAGCAGAGGAUCGUCCACUGGAAAGUAAACAAAGAGACACAACUGAACUGAACAAUUGCAAAUGCAUCUGUGAAUUGAAAGAGGGCAAUUGUAAGAUAAGCCCUGUUAGUCUACAACAAGAAAAUACGCGUGGUUGUCUCUCUGAUUUCACAAAACGAGCUCAGACAUUAAUGGCUGAAAGCCAUGACGAUUUUUCAGUCAUCGCUUUUGCUCCAGCAAGUGAUGCAGUUGUUCCGUGCCAGCCCAAUUUAAACCAUUCACAAAAUGGUAACGACCUCACAGCUCAUGACUGUAAUGACAGAUUCUCCACUGUGCCAUCUGUCUUCACUUUCUGUGACCGGAUGCCGGAGGGGUUUGACACUUUCGAAAAGAUCCAACUAUCACAAGAUUAUGAUGAUGAAGAAGAUGCUACCAGUCUGGGAGAAAAGCCUGUCUUCACCAGCUUGCUCGGGCAGCUGCUGAAAACAUCAGAAGGACAGCUUGUCCACUCCAUGCCAGGGACAGAGAGUAAUGAGUCUGAGGAGAUACCAGCAAAGGAGUUAGGGGGGAAAGAGGAUGUAACAAGAUUUGAGUGCCAUGCUGACAACGUGCCACACGCAUUGUUAAACAGUGAUUCCGCUUGUAAUGAGUUCCCAAACUUUACUUCAGCAGAGCAUAAUAAAGCCCCCGGAUAUCCAAAGCAACAGCUUUACAGUGACGCAGACCGUCAGUACAUCCGAGUCGAAGUAAACCCCUCAUCUACACCCUCCACUGUUGCUACUGAUUGUGAAAAUCUCUCUGAUGUCAGCUUCUCCCCUGAUUCUGAGAUGAAAAAAAAAUUUGACAGGGUCUUGAAAGAGCUGAAGUUGUUUUUCCAAAUCAGUAUGAAUGACUAUGUGAGUGACAGCAGUGGCUCUACCCCACAGCAGUGCAUUAACACGCUACAAACGUCGCCCUCCGAAGUUGAAGCCUCUGAGUGUGAUGGUUCCAACUGCAAAGAACAGCUAAGCGACCCAGAAUUGGUCCGCCAUGGAGACUCAUUUUCAGAUAAAGCUGAUGAAGACUCUGGAGCUGAUCCAGUGGUGUGUUGUACAGCUGGCAGCUGUCAUGGAGAACAGGAGGUGCCGCCUGAAAGCCACCUGUGCCAGGAAGCAAGGGAUGCUUCACAAAAACAGAAAGAGCCUGGGGAGACAGAGCAGAGAAGAAAAGCAUGGUGUCCAUCCUUUUUAUGUCCACUGUCAUUUGAGCAACUGAGCCACUCGGCGGCGGCAGCUGAGACGUUCAGAAGAUUGGAACCUUUGAAAACGUGCACAAGACCCAUUCGGGUUGGACUUUCAAAGAGGGCAAAGACCAGACACCUCCACCGUCCCCAUCCUUACGAUAAAACACCUGACACGUUCUCCAGCCGAGGUGUCUGUAGGGAUGCGGCAAAGCCUUUUUAAAGCGUAAGUUUUUAUAAAUUUUAUGGAUUUAGCAUAUUAAUAGGCCUGAAUUUCUAGUCAGGUUUAAAAUCGUAGUUGUUCAUAUGCUACUAUUUACAUGCACUUACAGUUUAUACAGCUAGAUUCUUUUUUUUCCAAAACACAUUUACCACCGUGUUCUGGUUUGUCACAUACAACUGGUACUUGUGUGUUUCCUCGUAGGUGUAAUGAUACUGUAUGCUACUUGUUUAUGUAAUGCGUGGGUGUAUUCAGUGAUGGUGGAAAGGGCCAAGUAUGUUCCUUGAGUGUAUCAUUCCAUGAGUUCACAUGUGGUGGAUGCAGCACAUCCUUCAACCGUUGCGUGGGAGGUUCGCUCGUGUUCAGUUACAAACGGCCUCUUUGACCUAAGAAAUAGACUGCGGCACUGCAUACUGACUGUGUUCUUCGUGCAUACAUUAAAAUAUUUGUUCGAAAACAGGAAAUAUGAAGAUCUGUUUGUGAGAAAUCACAUGCUACAUCUGAUUCAUCACAGCAAAAGCCCCCGUGGGCUGCACCAGCGG